UUUUCAGCGAAGAAGUUGGGAAGGCUUUGCCAAAGCUCAUUCAGAACUGAGCCGCAGACCGUGAACUCUGAGGGCUGUCAGGGACCUAAAGGGCCACACAGUGCAAGACCCUCCUCCUCUCUCUCUGUCGUGUGGUCCGAAGGAGCGUCCUGGCCCGCGCGACUGAGGAGUCAAAGCGAGACAGACGGACGCAGGGACAGACGACGGACGGAGGACUCGCUGGCCGCUGGACCCCGCCGCCUCCCCCUUCUUCCUGCCGCCUGCGUCUGGAGGAUGAGCCCAGCCUUCAGGGCCAUGGACGUGGAGCCCCGCACCAAGGGCGUCCUGCUGGAGCCUUUUGUCCACCAGGUCGGGGGGCACUCAUGCGUGCUCCGCUUCAAUGAGACGACCCUAUGCAAGCCCCUGGUUCCGAGGGAGCACCAGUUCUACGAGACCCUCCCAGCUGAGAUGCGCAAAUUCACUCCCCAGUACAAAGGUGUGGUAUCAGUUCGCUUUGAAGAAGAUGAAGACAGGAACUUGUGUUUAAUAGCAUAUCCAUUAAAAGGGGACCACGGAAUUGUGGACAGUGUAGACAAUUCAGACUGUGAACCAAAAAGUAAGCUUCUGAGGUGGACAAACAAAAAACAUCACGUCCUAGAGACAGAAAAGAGCCCCAAGGACUGGGUGAGACAGCACCGGAAAGAGGAGAAGAUGAAAAGCCAUAAGUUAGAAGAAGAAUUUGAGUGGCUAAAGAAAUCUGAAGUCUUGUACUACAGCGUAGAGAAAAAGGGGAAUGUCAGUUCCCAGCUUAAACACUAUAACCCCUGGAGCAUGAAGUGUCACCAGCAACAGUUACAGAGAAUGAAGGAGAAUGCAAAACAUCGGAACCAAUACAAAUUCAUCUUACUGGAAAAUCUGACUUCCCGCUAUGAGGUGCCUUGUGUCCUGGACCUCAAGAUGGGUACCCGCCAGCAUGGUGAUGAUGCUUCAGAGGAGAAGGCAGCCAACCAGAUCCGCAAGUGCCAGCAGAGCACAUCUGCUGUCAUCGGUGUCCGUGUGUGUGGCAUGCAGGUGUACCAGGCAGGGAGUGGGCAGCUUAUGUUCAUGAACAAGUACCACGGACGAAAGCUGUCAGUGCAGGGCUUCAAGGAGGCACUUUUCCAAUUUUUCCACAAUGGUCGGUAUCUGCGCCGUGAACUCCUGGGCCCUGUGCUUAAGAAGCUGGCUGAGCUCAAAGCCAUUUUGGAGCGACAGGAGUCCUACCGCUUCUACUCAAGCUCCCUAUUGGUCAUCUAUGAUGGCAAAGAAUGGCCUGAGGUGGCCCUGGACUCAGAUGCUGAGGACUUGGAGGACCUGUCUGAGGAGUCAGCUGACGAGUCUGCAGGUGCCUAUGCCUACAAGCCCAUCGGCACCAGCUCAGUGGAUGUGCGCAUGAUCGACUUUGCACACACCACCUGCAGGCUGUAUGGCGAGGACAGCGUGGUACAUGAGGGCCAGGAUGCUGGCUAUAUCUUCGGGCUCCAGAGCCUCAUAGACAUUGUCACAGAGAUAAGCGAGGAAAGUGGGGAGUGAGUUUGCUGGCUGCACCAGCACCUGAGAGACUCUCUGUGUCCCAGGCACAGCUGUGCUGCGUCGGGGAGGAGGCCAGUAUGGCCAGGCGUUGGCCCCUGCAGCCUGGAGCUGAUGUGCAGAGGCCUCUGUGGGUCCCAGCCUGAGCCAGCCCCAAUCGCGUUCGGAGUCUUUUAUUUAUUUUAACUAUUUCUUCAACAUUCCACAUUUGAUGAUGCAGAUACCUCUUUCUUCCCUGAGUGUAAAUGUUCUAAUACAAAUCUUUUUGUUAAUUGUA
This is a messenger RNA of Lynx canadensis (Canada lynx), 1825 nucleotides long. RefSeq names its product inositol hexakisphosphate kinase 2 (gene IP6K2). The transcript is spliced from 6 exons. The record is from RefSeq and is a predicted model, not a curated record. Gene Ontology annotation, biological process: phosphatidylinositol phosphate biosynthetic process; inositol phosphate biosynthetic process. Gene Ontology annotation, molecular function: inositol hexakisphosphate kinase activity. The coding region runs from base 274 to 1551 and encodes 425 amino acids. Gene Ontology annotation, cellular component: nucleus; cytoplasm. NCBI's taxonomy places the organism in Eukaryota, Metazoa, Chordata, Mammalia, Carnivora, Felidae.